Messenger RNA from Oncorhynchus tshawytscha (Chinook salmon), 1850 nucleotides. Its product is annotated as zinc finger protein 250. Gene Ontology annotation, biological process: regulation of transcription by RNA polymerase II. NCBI's taxonomy places the organism in Eukaryota, Metazoa, Chordata, Actinopteri, Salmoniformes, Salmonidae. The coding region runs from base 502 to 1713 and encodes 403 amino acids. The record is from RefSeq and is a predicted model, not a curated record. The transcript has 3 exons. Gene Ontology annotation, molecular function: RNA polymerase II cis-regulatory region sequence-specific DNA binding; DNA-binding transcription factor activity.
CAAUGAAACAUCUGAUCUGAAUACCUUUCCUGGUCUCAAAACUAAAAUCUGUUAUGAACACAGUGUACUAGGUUUUAUAGACUUGACGCUUUGACAACAUGCACUCGUUUUAAAUAACUCGAUGUAAGGUCGAAUCGAGUUUGUGCACACGCGCACUUCACAGAGGGGCGUUCCCUAACGGAAAUACGGAAAUAAUGCUACAACGUGCCUAUAGGAUAUCGCUAGCUCGUGCUUGGUUUUGCCCUUUUUCCUUGCUUGAUCUGCCCACUAUGCUUCAUUUGCCCACACUCUAAAAGACACUGAACCUUCUUGGGAGGAAGCGAUACCUGACUCUGGGCACUGGUGUGAUCUGGAGGAGGCUAAAUCCAAGUCUUUCCAUUAUAGUGAACCAAACUGGGAAACAAGGGGGGCAGCUCAUCCAUAGAAGACUGAACUCUGGGACUGGUACCAAUAAGGGAAGGGGGGUUGAUUUUCCAGUGUUGGAUUGAUGUUGUUGCAGUUAUGUCAGAGGCCAUCCUCACCUUCCAGUACCAGCUCAAUGGAGUCAUGGAAACGGUCCUCAAAACUGCUGUGCAUGAGAUCACUCGGCUGGUGAAGGACAGCUUCCUGAAGGAAGUGACUGGGAGCAAGCGGGAAGUGGAAAUCUUGAAGGAGAGGCUGCAGCAGUGUGAGCAGAGAUGGAGGGAUGGCGAGGAGGAGAGGAAGAGGAGGGAAGUUGAAGAGAGAGAGCAUAAAAAGAAGAGGGAAGAGAGAGAGCAGAGGGGGGGGUGUAGAAGAUGUGGUUGUGCUGGAGACACUGAGGAGAGGGAAGAGGCUCUGUUAGGAGCAGAGGAAGGUUGUGUUAUCAAACAGGAGAUGUUCCAGUCAGGUGGACCCAGCACUCUCCCAGAGAGAAAGGGUCCACAGGAAAUGGCCACACCCAGCUCUUCCUGUGUCUCUGAAAGGAUGGACGAGAGGGAGGCCCAUGUGGUCCAUAUCAAAGAAGAGCCCAAUGACUGGGAGGAUCUGGUUACCCAGAUGGUCACAUCCACAGAUGCCUCCAUAGUGAGCCUGAGUCGUCUGCAGAGAUUGAGCUCACAUGCUGGGGCUUGGACCAGUGAGCCUCAGCCUCCACCUCCACUCCCAGCACCAUGGGCCAGUGAGCCUCUUCCUCCAGCACCAUGGGCCAGUGAGCCUUUUCCUCCAGCACCAUGGGGCAGUGAGCCUCCACCUCUACCUCCAGCACCAUUGGCCAGGGAGCCUCCACUACCUCCAACACCAUGGAUCAGGAAGGAGCAGAUCCUACUUUCAAGGUCAGUGAUACCCACACAGGGGACAGAGCAUGCUGUGGGGGCCCUCGAAAGCAUCAACACAACGGCACAGCUGAGGGUCAAACCCUUCAGCUGCCCACACUGUGGGAAGAGCUUCCCUCAGCUCCGAAACCUGAAAGACCACCAGAAGUACCACCACACAGGGAAGAAGGCCUUCACCUGCUCCCAGUGUGGUAUGGGUUUUGUGUACAUGUGCCACUUCAGGGUACACAUGCAGCGCCACACGAGGGAGAGGGCAUUCAGCUGCUCUCAGUGUGGGAAGAGCUUCAGCCUUCAGAGCGGCUUGGAGAAACACCGGGUCCUUCACACUGCAGAGAGGCCUUACAACUGCACGGACUGUGGGAACAGAUUCUAUUCUAGAGUGGACCUGAAAAUACAUGAACAGAUUCAUGCAGCAAGGUAGACCUUUGGUAGGUAGACAUGAAGCAGGUUGAUUUAGAAAAUCAGAGGGGGGGGAUAACUGCCCACGUGUACUAUGUUCAAUGUAUCUAUUAGUUGCUGAUUCAUUUAAUGUUGAGAGGAAUAAAACUUUGUAAAUAA